Messenger RNA from Aphidius gifuensis, 744 nucleotides. RefSeq names its product PAT complex subunit Asterix. Gene Ontology annotation, cellular component: endoplasmic reticulum membrane. Gene Ontology annotation, biological process: protein insertion into ER membrane. Gene Ontology annotation, molecular function: protein folding chaperone. NCBI's taxonomy places the organism in Eukaryota, Metazoa, Arthropoda, Insecta, Hymenoptera, Braconidae. Bases 322 to 672 code for a protein of 116 amino acids. The transcript is spliced from 2 exons. The record is from RefSeq and is a predicted model, not a curated record.
AAUAGUACAAGAGAUUGUUGUCCACCAAAGCCGUUAGAUGGACAGUUGACCCCGUGAAAAACACCAAAUAAUAACAACAGUACAAGAAUCUGUCAAAUUUUUUAACAACAAAUCAAUUUCAUGGGUUAUGCCUUGAAUUUUUUUAAGCAACUGCAAUUAUUAAAUAAUUCAUAAAUAAACAAUCAAUUAGCACACAGCUUGUGUCAAGUAUUACAAAAUACAUAAUUAUUCUUUUUUUUCACGUUCUUGUUGUUUAAUAAAAAGUAUAAUAAAUAUAUUAAAUAAAGUUUGAGCAUAAAGUUUAAAACAGAUAUUGAAAGAAUGAACAACUCUUUGGAUCCACGACGUCCUGAUAAAGUGACAAGAUACAGGCCAUCAGUUGCUGCUGCUGCUGCAGUUGAAAGUAGUCAAGCCCAACCUGGUGAUGACUUGACACCAGAUUAUAUGAAUAUAUUGGGUAUGAUAUUCAGCAUGUGUGGAUUAAUGAUGAGACUCAAAUGGUGUGCCUGGGUUGCACUAUAUUGUUCAUGUAUUAGUUUUGCCAAUUCAAGAAAAACUGAUGAUACUAAACAAAUUCUAAGUAGUUUUAUGCUAUCAAUAUCAGCUGUUGUCAUGUCAUAUUUACAAAAUCCACAACCAAUGACUCCACCUUGGGCAUCAGUGCUUCAAUAAAAUAAAUCAACAUUAUAAAAUAUUAUUUUGUUACAUACACAAAACAAUUAAUAAAUGAAAAUAUAUAAUUAA